AUGGAAAUCACGCAGACCAAUGAAAAUUGCCCAAGUUGUUUACCAUGCACAUCUGACCACGUUGAUUGUUAUAUAAUUAACGAAAACGGAUAUGUCGUACUGUCAGAAAUUCCAGCAGAUACUGGCAGAUUUUUUGCACAAACCGAAUUAAAGAGUACUGGAGUUAUAAUGGAAACAAUGAUAUCCAAAAAAAUAUUUAGGCGUAUACCUAUGUUUGACUACCAGGCUUUGUGCAAAGAAAGAAUACCAGCCUCAAGUGCAUCAUCCUACUCGGUAACUUAA
Messenger RNA from Macrosiphum euphorbiae (potato aphid), 282 nucleotides. Lineage: Eukaryota; Metazoa; Arthropoda; Insecta; Hemiptera; Aphididae. The record is from the annotation of a GenBank genome assembly.